Molecule: messenger RNA, 1254 nt
Organism: Symbiodinium pilosum
Lineage: Eukaryota; Dinophyceae; Suessiales; Symbiodiniaceae
Source: the annotation of a GenBank genome assembly
GUGCUGGUCCAGCCAACCGUUCACUUCACAUCGAUGGCAACCAGGAGCUUCACAUCGAGAUCGGUGCUCCUUCCAGCGGUCCUACUCGGUAUCUUUCUCUAUGGUGCCGUCCCUCAGCAGGCCGCUUUCUUUCUUCCUGGGACAUGGCGUUCUGCAGAGCUGCAGAACAUGGACGACGCAGCCCCCUCGCGUCGUGGGUUAUUGGUUGGGGCAGCCUUGGCCGCGGCAGUUCCAGAGCAAGAAGCCCGUGCCCUCAUGGCCGAGGAGCUUCGGGCAGCCAACCUCUUCCUCACUGCUUCACCCAGUGUUCUCAGCGUAUCCGAAGGCAAAAAGAACGCACCAGGUCCUACUGGCACGGGCUUUGUUUGGGAUGCUUCUCAUGUAGUCACCAACUUUCAUGUCGUGCAAGAGCUGAAGAGCCCCCACGUCACCUUUCUCCGGAAGGAUGAGUCCGGGACCGAAGACCAUGUCACGGUUGGUGCUUAUGUGGUCGGGGCAGACCCGCUGUCCGAUAUUGCAAUCCUCCAGGUGAAAAGUGACGAGAAUGCGGAUGUGGUUUCGCUGAUGCAGCCGCUCAGCCGCGGAGCUUCCGCGGACCUGAAGCCGGGCCAGGAGGUUUUUGCUCUUGGGAAUCCGUUUGGCCUUGAGCAUAGCAUGAGCAAGGGUGUCAUUAGCGGCGUCUCCAGGAGCAUGGAGGGGGCGGCUGGUUGGCCCAUGAGCGGCAUCAUCCAGACGGACGCUUCCAUCAACCCUGGAAACAGCGGAGGGCCUCUCCUGAACAGUGAAGGGGCUGUGGUUGGCGUGAACACUGCGAUCCUGUCCACCAGCGGCACGUUUUCUGGCGUGGGCUUCGCGCUGCCCAUUGAUACCGUGCAGAAGAACGUGGAAUCCAUGAUCGAGGAAGGCUACGUGACCAGACCUAGCAUUGGCGUCGAGCUCGCUCCCGAUGAGGUUUCCGAAUCGUUGGGAGUUCCCGGCGCUAUGAUCAUGAAGGUGGUGCCAGGUGGGCCAGCGCAGCGGGCUGGCAUGAGGGCUUUGCGGAGUGGUCAGCUGGGCGACGUCAUCGUGAAGAUGGGCGGACGCCAGAUCUCGAGCUCCAGCGAUGUCUUCCGGUACUUGGACCAGAGGCGACCAGGUGAGCUGGUCGUCAUGUCCGUGCAGCGACCGUCCUCAGACCUCACAAGCGAUGAUCCUGAUAUUGUUGACAUUACAGUGCGGUUGGGGCGAUCCAACUCAAAGAUGGUGGUCACUUAA